CUGCGCCAGGACACGGCCGCGUCGCGCGCGCUCAAGGACAGGAUCGUUGAGCUGGCCAACGAAGCACUCACCGCCGACCUCGCCCUCGGCGACAAGGAGCAGUGGGGGAUCGGGCCCGGCAAGGCGCGCACGCCCGAUCAGCUGCUGGACGCGAUCGACAGGGGGAACUACGAUGGCGGCAGGACAGGACGCAUGUGGACGCUCGAUCCGAUCGACGGCACGAAGGGCUUCCUCCGCGGCGGGCAGUACGCGGUCUGCCUGGCGCUCAUCGUCGACGGCGAGGUCAAGGUCGGCGCGAUCGGCUGCCCCAACCUGCACGUCGACGCCGCCAAGCCCGACGGCGAGAAGGGCUGCAUCUUCGUCGCCGUCCGCGGGCGCGGCGCCCAGCAGUACACGCUCGCCGGCGCGGACCCGCAGCCCCUCCGCCUCCCCGUCCUCCCCACCUCGCAGAUCAGCUUCCUCGAGUCCGUCGAGGCCGCGCACGCCGACCACGGCUUCAACGCGCGCGUCUCCGAGGUACUCGGUGUCACGCUCCCGCCCGUGCGCAUGGACAGCCAGGCCAAGUACUGCUGCCUCGCGCGCGGCGAGGGCGGCGCGUACCUGCGCAUGCCCGUCGGCACCGGCUACCGCGAGAAGAUCUGGGACCACGCGCCAGGAUCUGUGUUGGUUGAGGAGGCGGGCGGCACGAUCAGCGACUCGAGGGGGAAGCCGCUCGAUUUUGGGCUUGGGCGGACGUUGCGAGAGAAUUUUGGGAAGGUGAUUGAGGCCGUGCAGACGGCGGUGUCGGAGGGGCUGGCGAAGUUUUGGAGGGGGGACCCUGAACUGUACUACCGCAUGUAUCCUCGUACUCACUUUUCUACAUAG
Molecule: messenger RNA, 864 nt
Organism: Schizophyllum commune H4-8
Lineage: Eukaryota; Fungi; Basidiomycota; Agaricomycetes; Agaricales; Schizophyllaceae
Product: carbohydrate phosphatase
Exons: 4
Biological process (GO): sulfate assimilation
Molecular function (GO): 3'(2'),5'-bisphosphate nucleotidase activity
Source: RefSeq, a predicted model, not a curated record